This is a messenger RNA of Closterium sp. NIES-65, 1062 nucleotides long. NCBI's taxonomy places the organism in Eukaryota, Viridiplantae, Streptophyta, Zygnematophyceae, Desmidiales, Closteriaceae. The record is from the annotation of a GenBank genome assembly.
AUGGAGCGCCUGCAGAAGGUGGAGGCGGAGAAGAAGGAGGCAGAGGAGGCCGAGCGGCGGCAGAGGGCGAAACAACAGGAGAUGGAGCGCCUGCAGAAGGCAGAGCAGUGCCGAGCAGAGAAGAGGGCCAGACUUGCAUCCUACGCGGAACAGCAGCGGCAACUGGAGGCAAAGGCAAAGGCGAUGGCUGAAGAGACGGAACGAUUGGCAAGGGAGAUGGAAGAGGAGGAUUUGACCAUGCAGGGGGAGGGGACCUGGAAGGGAGUCGAGGAGGAAAUAGCUGAGGGCCUGGGGAGUUUGCUGUUGAUUGAGAGCGGGGAGGCGAAUGUAGCAGAGGGCGUGGCUAUUGUUCCCGGACAGAACGUAGAGGUGUCCAGGAGGUGGCCUAGACAGGAGGACAGGGAGCCGGAGGGUCAUGCGGCUAAGAGACGGCGUGCAGCUGGUAUACAGGAGUUGAUACCGAUAAUCCCAGGAGAAAAGAAAAGGAUGAAGAUCGACAAGUGUGACAACAGGAAAAACGCCGUAGUGGACGACAAGGGUAAGACUUUGGGUGUCUGCCUGCCGUUCAGGGGAAGCGGGUUCUCUCAAUGGGGCGAGGGAGCUUUGCAGAAGUGGACGUCUGAGCAAACCGUCGGCAGCCGGAAGCGGAACCUCGGCUCUCACAAAACGGUGUGGGAGAGGGCAUACACGGUCGCAGUCUGCUGGAAGUUCUACUUCACGGAUAUUGACAUGCAGGCAUACGACAUGAAUCCAAACCGUAUUAACAAGUGGCGGGAAGACCUCGACUUCACAUUGUGGCUUCCAACAGGGGUGUGGAGCGUCAUCAACGAACUCCACCUGGACAAACCGGACGGAUUCUCACUCGUUCAAACCAACAUGGCUCUUCGGCAGCAGCAGGGGGAUGGCUUUCAGGUAGCUGCCUGCGCUGGUGUCGGAAUAACUGCGUGGCAGAAGAUGGUGGGAGGCGUGGAGGGUGAAAACGGCUAUUCGACGGAAGAACACGCAGUCGGACUUGCCGCCACGUUGUCUGUAAUGUGGGCCGCAUCCACGAAUGUGGACUAG